AUGGAGGAGAUGAACCUGCCGCGCGUGCGCGACGCCGCGCUGAGCUUCGCGGUCGACGGCUACCCGACCACGUACCUCUCCGAUGACGACCUCCACGCCGCGCGCCGCGGCUGGGGCGACGGCCGACUCAAUCCCAAGGGCGUCUCCUUCAGGCACUCCCGGAGCAAGAGCAAGCCGUGGGAGGCGUCGAUCAGCUUCAUGGGCAAGAACCGCGGCCUGGGCUCGUACGCGACGCCCGACCAGGCCGCCCGCGCCUACGACUGCGCCGCGCGCAUCGCGUACGCGGGCCUGCCGCUCGAGUCCCUCCGCGAGAAGCUCAACUUCCCCGACCACCUCGUCUACCCGCCCGAGGCGUGCCGGAAGGGCCUCUCCAAGAUCCAGGAAGACCUCAUGGGGGCGGAGGAGGCUGCCGUGGUGCUCCAGGACAUCUCCUGCGUCGCGCCUGCGCCCGAUCCGGCGGCCGCGACGCCGCGCGCGCGGCAGACCGGCGCGAGGAGCGCCGCGAACGGCGCGGCGGGGAAGCACGCGGACGGCGCGGGCGGCGCGGGGGCUGCGCCCGGGGCGGACGAUGGAGACGCGCUGCCGGAUCCCGAGGACGCGGCGGCCUUCGAGGAGACGCUCGAGGCGUUCCUCGCGCUGCGGUGCGGCCCGGAGCGCGACGAGGAGGCCGCGAACGCCGCCGAGGACGGCCCGCCGGGCGCGUGUGCCACCGCCAAGGCACAAGCGGAGCGCGCCGGGCCUGCGAGCGCGCGGCCGGGCUCCCGCGGCGAGGGCGCGACGGCGGGGCCUGAGGGCGAGGCGGAGGGCGCGGCGGAAGCGCAGGAGGCCGCGCAGGACCCGGAGCAGGAGCCUGAACAGGACGAAGUGCCGUCGCACGGCUUCCUCGGCGUCCCUGAGUGGCUCGAGGAGCACCAGCUGGCCACUACGGACGAAGGGUUCCUCGCGUGGGAGAUGGAGAUGCCUCACAGCAACAUCAGCGGGCGCGGCAGGAGCGCCGGGGAGGACGCGAGGCAGGCCCAGCGCAUCGACGCGCGCCUGGACGAGCUCGAACGCGAAGCCGAGCUCGCCGCAGACAACCCCGACCCGGACGCGCCGUACGUGCCGCGUUGGGGCGACGGAGGGGCAGCGGCGCAGCAGCAGCACGCGGGCACGGCUGGGCGGGUGUGGAAGGGGCUGUACCACCGCCCGAGCAAGAACCGGCCCUGGGAGGCCUCGAUCUCGUUCCUCGGGCGCAACCGCGGCCUCGGGUCGUACGUCAGCCCCGAGGAGGGCGCGCGGGCCUUUGACGCAGCGGCGAGGCUCAUCUUGCAGGGCCUCCCGCCCGAGGACAUGGGCGCGCGGCUGAACUACCCGCACAGGGAGUUCCCUGCGCCGGAGCGCGCGGUGGCGGGAAUCGAGCGGAUCCGAGCCGACAUGGACGCGGAGGGCAUCUCCGUGCGCGACGCGCACUUGUACGCAGUGCGCGGGAAGGCGGGCAUGCGGCGGCCGCAGGGCGCGGCGCCUGCGCCUGAGGACGAGGAGGACGGGGAGGAGGAGGCGGAGCGCGAGGCCGAGCGGCUGCCGGCGCGGCCCCGGAAGCCGGGGGAGUGGGGGGGGUCGGGGAAACGGCGCGCGUACGCGCCGCUGCCGGCGCGGAUGGGGCAGGGGUUCUGGGCGGAGGAGGCGAUGCGGGGAUACCCGGCGGAGGGCUCGGCGAGCGAGGGCAGCGACGGGGAGGAGCCGUCGGACCGCGCUGUGGCGCGGUGGGGGGAGUGUUGUCUGCCGGAGGACAGCUGGGGGUCGAUCCUCGCGAACGACGCGGGGUUCCGCGAAGUCACGUCCGCGCCGCAGGCGUCCGGCGCGGCAGCGCUCGGCGGCGUGCAGCUCCGCGCGCCCCCCGGGCCUCUCGCGCCGCCGCCGCCGCUGCCACUGCCGCCGCCCGUGCGCCCGCCGCCGCCAGCGCCCGGCCCCAGCGGCCUCGCGCCGCUGGUGCUGCCCCCCGGCACGCUCGUCGGGAACCGCUACCACACCUACUGCAUGGUGUGUCACGAGAAGGGCGGCGACGGCCUCGUGUGCGAGAAUGACCUGGACCUGUGCCCGUGCACGGUGUGCUGGGGGUGCCUCGGCAUCGACUCGCUCGAGGCCAACUUCAUCGACUUCUUCUACUGCCCGUCGUGCGUCGACCGGCGCGGGCUGCAGGGGCGGCACCGCGACGACGCGUCGACGCUGCCGUACGACCUCGAACGGCUGCGCGUGGCAUGGAUGCGCGCGAAGGAGGAGCACGACUUGCUGCAGAAGCAGCACGCGGCCGAGACGGGCGGCGUCGCGCAGGUGUGGGGCGCGCCGCUGCCGACGGCCUUUGCGAUCGCGCCCAGCGGGUGCGCGGACGGGCGCGCCGCCGCCGGCGCGAGCACCGGUGCGGCGAAGAGCGAGCGGGCGCGGAAGCGCGCGCGCAGCCGGAGCGGCGCGGGCGCGCGCGGCGAAGGACGCCGCAGCUGGGGACGCAAGCAGGCCUGGGACGCCGGUCGCGCCGCGGGCGCUGACGGCGCGGCAGGCGCGCAAGCGCGCCGCGGAGGCCGAGGUUGCCGGCGAGGCGCAGCGUGCGGCCGCGAUCGAGGAGGGCGUCGCGACCUCCGCGCAGGUGCGGCCCGCACAGGCCGACAACGCGGCGCGCCGGCGGCCGGCGAAGCGGGCGCGCGGCGCGCAGAAGGCGGAGGCGAGGGCGCAGCCAGCGCAGGACGACGAGGAGCCGCUCCUCGCGCUCUUCAUCGAGCCGGACGGCAGCCUUGUCGUAGAGCUGCACGUGGUGCCGGCUGGGCCUCCGGGGUCGAGUAA
Messenger RNA from Pedinophyceae sp. YPF-701, 2814 nucleotides. The record is from the annotation of a GenBank genome assembly. Lineage: Eukaryota; Viridiplantae; Chlorophyta; Pedinophyceae.